AUGCAAAAUAAAGUUUUGCGAGGUAUAUUGUUUAAGAAUGUUCCAUUAGGCUAUUCCUAUAAUAGGAGCAUACGGCAUCCUACUUUUGGCAACAGUAUUAUAAGAUGGGCAUCUACCCAGGUAAAGACAAGUUCUGAUGUGCUCCAACGGUCAUUUGAUGAUCAUCUUUAUUGGACAGAAAUCAACAAACAGAACUACAGCUCUAAAGAAGGAUGGGGAUCUAUUACGAAAAGGUUGAAGGGAAAUAAAUUAACUACCAACAGAAGUGGAUUAUUUAAUAAUGAAUAUCUUACUUCACCAGAGGGAUUAAAACUUUUCAGUCAAGUUUCUCUGGAGAAAUCACAAAAGAUAGUAGAUAAAUUGAGAUCUGAUAGAACCCCAGAGGGUUUGAGAUUGUACGUUCAAAAUUUGGAUCUUCUAAGUGACACCUUAUGUCGUGUGAUUGAUCUUUGCGAAUUUAUUAGAUCGUCACACCCAGAUUAUAAAUUUGUUGAAGCAGCCCAAGACUGUUAUGAGGAGAUGUUCGAAUUUAUGAAUAUGUUGAAUACAGAUGUCAAUCUUUGUUUUACUUUGAAGCAUGUGUUAGAGAAUAAAGAAAUUGCCUCUAAGUUAUCAGAAGAAGAGUUAAGAGUGGGGAGGAUAUUAUUAGAAGAUUUUGAAAAAUCAGGUAUAUAUAUGAAACCAGAAGUUCGAGAACAGUUCAUUACGUUGUCUCAAAGUAUCAGUGUUAUUGGGCAAGAAUUUAUAAGUAAUACUGAUUUUGUUAAGGAUAAUAAUGUUGUCGUUAGCUGUAAUCAGCUUGAUUCUUUAGGCAUUGAUCCAGAACUAUUAUCACAAAUUGAGAAAGAUAUAGCAGGCAAAAAUUAUAAAAUUCCAACAUAUGGAUACAUACCUUUUGCACUUUUGAAAAGUUGCCCUUCUGAAGAAAUCAGAGAAAAGAUAUGGGUAGCUGUUCAUAAUUGCUCCAAUGAACAGAUUAAAAGGUUAACUGACUUGGUUAAACUUAGGGCAGUUCUUUCUCAAUUAUUAGGUAAAAAAAGUUAUGCAGAAUAUCAAUUAGAAGGGAAAAUGGCAAAAAAUCCAAAAGAAGUUAUUGAAUUUAUUAAGACACUGAUGGAUUUCACAAAACCAAUGGCUGCAAAGGAAUUGGAUGGGAUUGCUGAAAAAAAAUUGACAAUAAAAUCAAAUGGCUCUAACUUAUCAGUGUGUGAUAUCCUAAAGACUGUACGUCCUUGGGAUCGUGAUUAUUAUUCAGCAAUUGAAAGAGAACAAACAUCUGCUAAAAAUCUUUACGGUUCAGAGGAAGUGUUAAAAUAUUUUACUCUAGGUAAUGUCAUGCAAGGGCUAUCAAAUUUAUUCCAAAAAAUAUAUGGUAUUAAAUUGGAGUUAGAUGUGCCUAAAAUUGGAGAGACUUGGUCUCCAGAGGUUCGCAAGAUCAAUGUUAUUUCAGAAGAUGAGGGUCUAAUUGGUAUUAUAUAUUGUGAUUUGUUUGAAAGAAGCGGCAAAACUUCUAACGCUGCACAUUUCACUAUUUGUUGCUCUAGGGAUAUCAGUCCAUAUGAAACUGAAGACUCUACAACUCAAAUCGCUAUUGAUUCGAAGGGUACAAGAUUUCAGCUUCCCAUUAUUUCGUUGGUUUGUAAUUUUUCAAAAACCAUGAUUUCUGAAACAGACAGUGUUUGUUUCUUGCAUUUACCUGAGGUUGAAACAUUGUUCCAUGAGAUGGGACAUGCUAUGCACUCCAUGCUUGGCAGAACAAAGCUUCAAAACAUCAGUGGUACAAGAUGUGCCACCGAUUUUGUUGAAUUACCAAGUAUCUUAAUGGAAUAUUUCGCUAGAGAUCCAAGAGUAUUGGAAACCAUUGGUAAACACUAUUUAACAAAAGAAACGGUAAAAAGAGAAAUGCUAGAGCCACAUCUUCAAGACUUAAAGUAUCUACAGCACUGUGAGACAUAUUCUCAAGCAAAAAUGGCGAUGUUAGAUCAAACAUUACAUGGGGAAACAAUUUCGUCUCAUUUGGAUCAUUUGGAUGUCGUCAAAUUAUACCAAGACUUAGAACGUCAACUUGGUGUUCUUGUUGAUGAUAAAAGUAAUUGGUGCGGCAAAUUUGGACAUCUAUUUGGCUACAGUGCUGUUUACUAUAGUUAUUUAUUUGACCGUGCCAUAGCAAGUAAGAUAUGGGGGGCAUUAUUUGAGAGAAACCCAUUUAGUAGAGCAAGUGGUGAUAAAUAUCGUAACUCAGUUUUGCAAUGGGGAGGGUCUAGAGAUCCGUGGCACUGCAUAGCGUCUGCGUUGGAUAAACCUGAACUUGCUAAAGGGGACGACGAAGCGAUUAAAUACAUUGGCUCUACUAAUCAGCUUUAA
This is a messenger RNA of Vanderwaltozyma polyspora DSM 70294, 2364 nucleotides long. It is a transcript of the gene OCT1, whose product is annotated as metalloendopeptidase. The record is from RefSeq and is a predicted model, not a curated record. The transcript has a single exon. Gene Ontology annotation, biological process: peptide metabolic process. Lineage: Eukaryota; Fungi; Ascomycota; Saccharomycetes; Saccharomycetales; Saccharomycetaceae. Gene Ontology annotation, molecular function: metalloendopeptidase activity. Gene Ontology annotation, cellular component: mitochondrion. Bases 1 to 2364 code for a protein of 787 amino acids.